UAUAUAUAUAUAUAUAUAUAUAUAUAUAAUUGAUAAGAUGCGGCUGCUUUUGCACCUCCUGCCUCCUUUCGCCGCUCCUGCUCGGACAGCCUCCUCUGUGCCUGCGGGGAAGUUGGAUUUUGUCCCCGCUUGCAGCACCGCGGAUGCCCGCUCUCUGGAGCAGCUACAGGACUUCGUCUCCCGGUCCAGACGGUUGUUUGUUGUUACAGGAGCAGGUCUGUCUACGGAGUCGGGCAUCCCUGAUUACCGCUCGGAGGGAGUCGGCUUGUACGCCCGCACCGACCGCAGACCCAUGCAACACGCAGAGUUUACCCGCAGCGCCAAGUCCCGCCAGAGAUACUGGGCCAGAAACUUCGUCGGAUGGCCGCAGUUCUCCUCCCAUCAGCCAAACGGGGCCCACCGGGCUCUGCGGAGCUGGGAGGAGAGGGGGAAGCUGCACUGGCUGCUCACCCAGAAUGUGGACGCUCUCCACUCCAAGGCGGGACAGAGGCGCCUCACGGAGCUGCACGGCUGCGCCCAUAGGGUAACAUGUCUGGGGUGUGGAGCCAUCACCUUAAGGGAGGACCUACAGAGGCGGUUUGUGUCUUUAAACCCAGACUGGAGCGCUCAGGCAGGAGCUGCGGCUCCAGACGGUGAUGCCUUCUUAGAAGACGAGCAGGUCCUGAACUUCAGGGUCCCCUCCUGUCAGCAGUGUGGCGGGAUUCUGAAGCCAGACGUUACAUUUUUUGGAGACACGGUGAACAGAGCGACUGUGCAGUUUGUGCACGAAAGACUGGCAGAGGCGGAUGCAGUGCUGGUCGUAGGAUCGUCGCUGCAGGUGUAUUCAGGAUACAGGUUUAUGCUGGCAGCAAGUGAGCGGAAGAUGCCGAUCGCCAUCCUGAACAUCGGCCCCACCAGAGCAGAUCACCUGGCGGAGCUGAAAGUGAGAGGCCGUUGUGGGGAAGUGAUGUCAGUGAUCCAGCCACUCUGAUGUUGGGGAUGGCAUCAGAGUUAUCUGUGCUGUGAUGACUGAAGCCGCAUCAGAUGUUGGUGAAUGACCAUCAGAGUGAGGUGCUGCAAAAGGGGAAAAUCUGUUUUACUGACUUUACACAGGGCUGCAGAAAAGCAGUUUCAGAGUGAAACAUCUGGGACCUGUUUCAGAAAGUGGGAGAAUUCAGAAUAUCUUCUGUGGUAGAUCCCUGCAUAUAGAUUUUUGGGUUCACAAAGCUAAAUAGCCCGUAUCCUGAGUCAGGUUACCACCAGUUACUCCAUGAGCCAACUCUGGAUGAUAGCAGGAUUUGUUGAAGUUACUCUGAGUGCGUCGUACAAAACGCUGGUUGUUUAACCUGCAUUAAAUAUUCUGCAGCAGGAAGAGAUCUCCUUUUUUGUCUAAUAUCUUUUGGUAAUAUCCAUAUAGUGUUGUUGAUGUUUUAAGUUCCACCAAGGAG
This is a messenger RNA of Cyprinodon tularosa, 1427 nucleotides long. It is a transcript of the gene sirt4, whose product is annotated as sirtuin 4. The coding region runs from base 38 to 970 and encodes 310 amino acids. The transcript is spliced from 4 exons. The record is from RefSeq and is a predicted model, not a curated record. Gene Ontology annotation, molecular function: NAD-dependent protein lysine deacetylase activity; NAD+ binding. NCBI's taxonomy places the organism in Eukaryota, Metazoa, Chordata, Actinopteri, Cyprinodontiformes, Cyprinodontidae.